Penicilliopsis zonata CBS 506.65 is the source of this 1599-nucleotide messenger RNA. RefSeq lists its product as hypothetical. NCBI's taxonomy places the organism in Eukaryota, Fungi, Ascomycota, Eurotiomycetes, Eurotiales, Aspergillaceae. Bases 1 to 1599 code for a protein of 532 amino acids. Gene Ontology annotation, biological process: transmembrane transport. The transcript is spliced from 9 exons. The record is from RefSeq and is a predicted model, not a curated record. Gene Ontology annotation, molecular function: transmembrane transporter activity.
AUGGCUGCCCCUCCUGAUGCAACAGGCGACGAGGACAAGGCUGUCGCUCCUAAAGAUGACAAUCACUUUUACCUCACUGGAUUCAAACUCUUCUCGGUCCUUGCUGCAGUUACACUUGUUUGCUUUCUUAUCCUCCUUGACAUGUCUAUCAUCGUAACGGCUCUGCCGAAGAUCACCGAUCAUUUUCACUCUCUUGAAGACCUUGGCUGGUAUGGCAGUGCCUACCAGCUUGCCAGUGCCUCUCUCCAGCCUCUCACCGGGAGAAUCUACCACAACUUCAAAUCCAAGUGGACCUUCUUGGCUUUUUUCUUUGUCUUUGAAUUAGGCUCGCUUCUUUGCGCGAUCGCCACGUCGUCCAACAUGCUUAUCAUUGCGCGAGCCGUCGCUGGUUUAGGCUCGUCGGGGUUGAUGAAUGGCAGCUUGACCAUCAUUACCUCUUCAGUCCCGUUACAGAAAUCGCCAAUUUACGUGGGUAUUAUGAUGGGAUGCUCCCAGAUGGGUAUCGUCUUUGGUCCCCUGCUCGGUGGAGCAUUCACGGAAUAUGUUAGUUGGAGAUGGUGCUUCUACAUCAAUCUACCCAUCGGUGCCGUGGUUGCAGCGAUCAUUAUCUUUACCCGCAUCCCGGACCAAGCUGAUAAACCGCCACCGCUUUCCGUCGUCCGGGUCCUUCACAAGAAGCUCGAUCUGCUUGGUUUCGCCCUCUUCGCGCCUGCCGCCAUCCAGCUCCUCCUGGCGCUGCAGUACGGUGGCAACCAGUAUGCCUGGAACAGCUCUACGGUCAUCGGGUUAUUCUGCGGUGCGGGCGCCACCUUCAUCCUCUUCUGUGUCUGGGAGUACCGUCAGGGAGACAUGGCGAUGAUCCCCUUCUCGAUGCUCCGCAAGAGACCCGUCUGGUCCAGCUGUUUGACGAUGUUUUGCAUCUUUGCCAUGGUUCUCUGUGCCGCCUACUAUGUCCCCGUGUACUUCCAGGCUAUCAAGAACACGUCCCCGAUGAUGAGCGGAGUGUACAUGCUCCCCAGUAUUUUGGCCCAGAUGUUGUUUGCAGUGAUGUCGGGAGUUUUGACUGGCAAACUGGGCUACUACCUCCCUUGGACUCUCUUCUGUGGCGUUGCCUCCUCGAUUGGCAAUGGUUUGGUAUCGACCUGGUCACCGCACACCUCCACUGCCCGAUGGGUUGGAUACCAGAUCCUCCUGGGCGCCGGCCGAGGAGCUGGAAUGCAAACGCCUUUCAUUGCAGUCCAGAAUACCCUGCCCCGCGAGCAGAUCUCUAUCGCAAUGGCCAUCCUCAUGUUCACCCAGACCUUCUCCGGCGCCAUCUUCCUGACCUUUGCCGACGUGAUUUUCGACAACAGUCUGAAGACCCUGAUCCCCCAGUACGCCCCCUCGGCAAACUCGGAGGCGAUCAUCGCGGCGGGUGCCACCGCCUUCCGCGAGGUCGUGUCCGAGGACGCCCUUGAAGGUGUGCUGGUUGCGUACGCCAAGAGUAUCGAUCGCGUGUUCUACAUGGCUGCCGCUGUAGGAGCCGCCUCGUUCUUCACCGCGUGGGGGAUGGGAUGGAAGGAUAUCCGGAAGAAGAAGCCCUCACCAGAGAAGGUCUAA